Molecule: messenger RNA, 1662 nt
Organism: Penicillium soppii
Lineage: Eukaryota; Fungi; Ascomycota; Eurotiomycetes; Eurotiales; Aspergillaceae
Product: dimethylaniline monooxygenase
Exons: 5
Coding region: 1-1662 (553 amino acids)
Molecular function (GO): N,N-dimethylaniline monooxygenase activity; NADP binding; flavin adenine dinucleotide binding
Source: RefSeq, a predicted model, not a curated record
AUGAAAGUUGCGGUCAUUGGAGGCGGGCCAUCGGGUCUCGUUACCCUCAAAUACUUGCUGGCCGCACACCACUUCCAGCCGGUCGACCCGAUCGAAGUACAGCUGUUUGAAUCAGAAGAUCGAGUGGGAGGCACCUUUUCCUACCGCACCUACGAUAAGGCCGAGCUCGUCUCGUCCGCCCAGUUGACCACUUUCUCUGACUAUCGCUGGCACGACAAAUCCGUCGACUAUCUGUCUGCAGUGGAGUACGUUGAGUACCUGGAGGGAUACUGUGAUCGGUUCGGGCUCUGGCCACAUAUCCACCUCUUGACACAGGUCGAGAAGGUCGAACGGACGGCCAAGGGGGGACACCGAGUCACUGUCUCACACGGAGGGCAGACACGGACCUGGGACUGCGAUGCCGUCGCGGUGUGCUCCGGACUGCACGUCAAGCCCAAUGUACCGUCCAUCCCCGGGCUGGACCGCGUGCCGGUGGUCUUUCACUCGUCCGAAUACAAACAUGUGCGGCAGCUGGGCCAGAAUACUAAUGUGAUGGUGCUAGGGACUGGGGAGACGGGGAUGGACAUCGCAUACUUCUCGGUGACGGCUGACUCGACCAAAUCCACGACUGUAUGUCACCGCAAUGGAUUCGUGAUUGGGCCCAAGAGAUUGCCUGAGAUCAAACUGUUCGGCCGGGUAAUCUGCAAGACGCCCGGGAAGGCCCUUCCUGUUGAUCUCAGUCGGCCCUACCUCUUCGUGAACUCGUAUGUCCACCGCAAGGUCCGUGGAGCCCUUCAGACCAAGCUGUCCCGAUGGACAGUCAAGGCUGGCUCCUGGCUGGUGACUGGGACCACCCGGGGGUUCGAUCAAUGGGUCGGCAGUCUGUCGAAGGAGAAAUAUGAUGAAUCCCAUUACUUCUAUUGCAAGUCCACCAAGGCCAUGCCGUACAUCAGUGCUCCCUACCGAUCGAGCAGCUGGGUCCACCGUCUGCGAUCCAACAUCGUUCAGGCCGUCCUGCCCGAUACAGGGUCCCGGAAGAUUGACCUGGCGCCCUGGCCCAAGUAUAUCGAUGAGGACGGGGUGGUGCACUUCGAGAAGACCAGCCGCCCGGAGAGCAAGGUAUUACUUCAGGAGCGGCGCUGCAAGCCCGAUGUGCUGGUGCUGGCGACUGGGUACACUCAGUCAUUUCCCUUCCUGAGCUCAGAGUAUUGCACUCCCGAUCACGCCGAUCAGCGCGGCAUCUGGCGGACGGGCGAUGCAUCCGUCGGCUACAUUGGCUUUGUGCGGCCCAGCUUCGGUGCUAUUCCACCCCUGGCUGAGAUGCAAGCCCAGGUCUGGGUGUUGGAACUCAUUGACCGUCUGCCCGGUCCUCUGGUCGCGGACGAUUCCUAUCGUCUUUUCAGCAACCCAAGCGGCCGCAUUGGAUAUGGAGUCGACCACGAUCUGUUUGCCCACCGACUGGCUUUGGAUAUCGGUGCGGCCCCCUCGUUCUUCCAAGCCCUCGCCCAUGGGUGGAAGGUGAUCGUGUUCUGGGCCAUGGGGGGCACUCUGAACACCAAGUUUCGUCUGGCCGGUCCGUGGGCAUGGUCCGGUGCGCCAAGAAUCAUCCGUGAUGAGCUUCUGGACACUGUCACGGGUCGGAGAUCGACCAUCGGUAAGUGCUACCCGCGCUACCCACGCUGA